CAGGGGAAUGCGCGCUUCUCAGUGAAGGUUCAGUUCGACAUCAUUCUGUCCGCCAACCGAUAGGUGGCGACAACGACACAUAAGGAUCGAAACAAAACACUGCAAGUGUACUGCAAGAUUUUUGAGAAUCAUAUGAAGAUUUUCUACACUUCACUUGACAGUCUGCUUUUCAUUCUUGAUAAAUGAGGGUAUCCGGCAUGGGUGGACACAUAGCAGAUCAUCAUGUGCGAGAAACACCCAGAACGGUUGAUUUCCUCAGAUAAUAGCUUAGCUGCAGCAGCUUUCAGUGUGCAACUGUCAAAAUAAGAAUAAGAACUAUUUAACUCACUGUGUGUAACGUUACAUUCAACUUAUGCAGAACGCAUCUUGAAGGAUGGAUCUUUGACGGGCUUUUAACGUUUAUGUUUGUAUUCAAACUCCUACUCACAAACUGCAACUCUUCCGGAUCUUUGCAGUAGUCUUCAGAAAAGUCUGUCGUGGUGUCCUUGUGAGAGGCUGUCAUCAUGGCAUCAGCCAAGCUGAAGUACCUCUCUCUGGGGAUCCUGGUGUUCCAGACCACGUCCCUGGUGCUCACCAUGCGUUACUCGCGCACCUUGCAGGGCGACGGGCCACGUUACCUGGCCUCCUCUGCCGUGGUGGUGGCCGAGUUCCUCAAGAUCCUCACCUGUGUGGGGCUUGUCUUCAAAGAUCAUAGUUACAGCGGCCGAGCACUGAGCAGUAUUUUGAGACAAGAGAUUCUACACAAGCCUAUAGAGACGCUGAAGCUGGCAAUUCCUUCAGGGAUCUACACGCUACAGAAUAACCUGCUUUAUGUAGCACUGUCCAACCUUGAUGCAGCUACCUACCAGGUGACAUACCAGUUGAAAAUCCUGACCACAGCCCUGUUUUCUGUUUUUAUGUUGGGCCGCAGGCUCGGGGUGUACCAGUGGUUGUCUCUGCUAAUACUUAUGGCCGGCAUUGCACUUGUACAGUGGCCGGCAGACUCCCCAUCAGACCCACAGAAAGAGCAGCUGACUUCAGGCUCACAGUUUGUAGGGCUGGUGGCUGUGUUGGUAGCCUGUUGCUCUAGUGGGUUUGCUGGUGUCUACUUUGAGAAAAUCCUUAAAGAGACCAAGCAGAGUGUUUGGGUCCGAAACAUCCAGCUUGGCAUAUUUGGCCUGGUUUUUGGAAUCUUCGGGAUGUUGGCCUAUGAUGGUGACAGAGUCCAAGAGCACGGAAUGUUUCAGGGCUACAACACACUGACCUGGAUUGUGGUCGCUCUCCAGGCUCUUGGAGGGCUCGUGAUAGCUGCUGUCAUCAAGUAUGCUGACAACAUACUGAAAGGCUUUGCUACAUCACUCUCAAUUAUCCUCUCAACAUUCAUUUCAUAUUUCUGGCUUGAGGAUUUUGAGCCUACCAGUGUGUUCUUCCUGGGCACAGUAUUGGUCAUAAUGGCGACGUUUCUCUAUGGAUAUGAGAGCAAGCCGGCACCCAACCCAAGCAGGGCAUGAAAAGGGGAUGGACGAGGUGAAAGUGGAGUGGAACAAAAGGAUGAAAUGAGUGGAAGGGCAGAGAAGAGAAGGGGAGAGGAGGCGUAGAGAGCAGGAAAAGGAUUGAUACAAGGUUGGAUAACAGGCUGGGCCACUGCUGUGCAGUGCCGAGCUGAAGCACACUGGGAGAAAUGCUCCGGGUCUCUGGUUUCAGUGAAACUCAUGUUUUACGUGAAAAAUAUUAAUUGGCGCUAAUCACAUUAAUGUGUGAUGGAUUAAAAAAACGUGCUAUUUUCAAAUGACACAAAACUUGUUUGGCUUUUCUUGGUCAUUUAAUAUCCGUUCAUCUUCAAGGGGCAAUGGCUGCUUUUGAUUCGCAACAGUGGCCUGCAGUAAUUUGCCACAAAUAAAACUUGAAUCUCGCAGAAACUCUGCAAUGGAUGUUACUGAGGGGGUCGUUGCAUCACUGUAUUUUUGUGUCAUUAUUUUAACUGCAAAUUCUAAAAAAAAAAUUAUGCUAUUUUAAUUGACUGAGUUGCUAGGUUAGUAGAAAUUGAGGGAAUAAGGGAUCUUUUGUGAACAGAAUGUAAACUUUUGAUAUUAUUAUAAUGAAAAUGAUAAUGAUACUUAAGACGAUGCCAGCCAGUUAUUUUACAGAUUACCUCUGUCACCAGGAAACAAAGAAUACUUGAGUUACUCCAUUAUAUAUGCAAGGAAGUGCUGUUUUAGCAACUUUGCACUAUGUGUGAAGCUAUAUUAGUACAUGGUGAGGAGUAAUAAUAAAUCAGGUGUAUAAUUUUUAUUUUUAUUUUUUAACUAUACACACAUUUUCACAAGGGCAGCACAAAAUUGAAAAGAAAAGGCUUGGUAUUUUUCAAAAGGUGUAAAAACAAUGCAUGCAGUCACAGCUUGAAAAAGGCAAUUCAUUUUAAAGGCAAAUAGAUUUUACAGUCAGGACAACUCUAGCUGCCCCAGUCCUUCAGAACACACUGUGACCCUCAAAAUCAAUAAACUCUAUGGUGACCUCUGAA
Messenger RNA from Cyprinus carpio (common carp), 2500 nucleotides. RefSeq names its product solute carrier family 35 member A3a. The record is from RefSeq and is a predicted model, not a curated record. Lineage: Eukaryota; Metazoa; Chordata; Actinopteri; Cypriniformes; Cyprinidae. Gene Ontology annotation, cellular component: Golgi membrane. Gene Ontology annotation, biological process: pyrimidine nucleotide-sugar transmembrane transport. Gene Ontology annotation, molecular function: UDP-galactose transmembrane transporter activity.